Molecule: messenger RNA, 711 nt
Organism: Nematostella vectensis (starlet sea anemone)
Lineage: Eukaryota; Metazoa; Cnidaria; Anthozoa; Actiniaria; Edwardsiidae
Product: profilin-2
Exons: 2
Coding region: 91-474 (127 amino acids)
Cellular component (GO): cell cortex
Molecular function (GO): actin monomer binding
Source: RefSeq, a predicted model, not a curated record
UCGUCCCGCCGCGUUUUGGAUGAAGAAACGUGCAAAAAAAAAAAGGCUUUGACAAAAGUUGACUGAAAAACAGAUCUGCAUUUAACAAGAAUGUCUUGGCAAGCUUACGUCGAUAACAACAUGGUUGGAACCGGAAAAGUGCAGAGGGCUGCAAUCCACGGCCUUGAUGGUUCUUGCUGGGCUACAAGCAGCGGUUUUUCGGUUUCUCAGCAAGAGGCGAUGGAACUACUCAAAAGUCUAAAAGACGGUAGUGUAUCUGCAAAAACCAUCGGCGGUGCCAAGUACAUGAUGCUGCGAAACGACCAAGAAUCCAAGAUCUGUUACCUGAAACUGAAGGACAAGGGCGGUUUCUGCGUGUGCCUGACCAAGCAAGCCCUGGUGAUAGGGGGGUACGAGGAGAGUGCUGGGGGCGCAGGGAACUGCAAUAACGUCGUAGAACAACUUGCCCAGUACCUCAAAGAAAGUGGUUAUUGAACAUUUAGCAUGGAAGCUUUCAAGAGCUGCAAGAACCAGGUUUAGAUAGGAAAAGUUUUUUUUGUAAGGUGAAGUUGUGAUGUAAGAUCAGAAGAUGUGAUAAACUGUCCUUCACAAGAUUUUUUAAUGUACAAUAAGGAUUCUUAGAUAUUAGUCCUGAUUUUGAUUUUCACCAACUGAUCUCAAAUGUAAGCUUGAUGUGUUUGAUAAGAAAAAAAUAAAUACUUGACCGGUCCA